GCGCGCGGCUGAUCGGAGCUGAAAGUUGAGAGGAGGGAAGCGGCGGAGCGACAGCAGCGCCCGCGAGCGCGUCCGGAUCCCCGCUACUGUAUCUAUCUAUCGAUCUCCUGAUCGCCCGACUGAUUGAUCGAUUAUUGUGUUUAUCAUGCUCCGCACUCUUCCCGCCGCCUCCUGAGCCGGAUACAGCGAGCCCUCGUACCGGAGCGCCCCCUCCUCCCGCUCCGCGGCUCCGGGGCUCCGCGGCUCCGGGGUUUCGGCACCAUGUUCUGGACCCUGCUGCUGCUGUCCUGCUGCGCCACGCUCGCGUUGGGCAACGGGACGCGGGACGCGGAGCGCGUGCUUUUCUUCCACGGCCACGUGUUUGAGAACUCGCCGGUGGGCUCGCGCGUGAACGGGCUGAGCAUCCCGGCGCGGCGCGUGGGCGCUGAGCCCGGCGCGCGCCUGCGGCUGCUGGGCGACGGCAGCGAGGCGUUCCGCGCGUUCGCGCACCACAAGCGCGGCCACGUGCUGCUGAAGACCGCCGCCGUGCUGGACCGCGAGCGGCGCUCGGGAUACGUGCUGGGGCUGAACUCCGGAGCUGCUGGAGCCGCGGCGUCGCCGGUGGCGUCGGUGCGCGUGGACGUGCUGGACACCAACGACCACGAGCCUACGUUCCGGCACCGGGCGGUCACGCUCGCGCUGGACGACGCCACGGCGCUGCGCUCGGUGGUGCACCGCGUGGCCGCCGAGGAUACGGACAGCGGCAAGAACGCGGAGCUCACGUACUUCGCGCUCCCGCGCAACGGGAGCUUUUACGUGGUGCCCAAAACCGGGGACGUGCUGCUCGUGGACUCCAUCCUGGGGCUGGCCACGCCGGUGCGCUUUACUGUCUUCGCGCGCGACCGCGGGUGGCCCUCGCGCACAAGCCCGGGCGUGGAGAUCGAGGUCCGUCCGCGCCAGGCGAGACCGUCCGUUCCCGUUACCAAGAAUACCAGGAAUCCCACGAAGUCGCGGCGCUCCGUGCACGAGCCGCCCGAGCCGCCCGCGCUGGUCAGCGUGUCCGAGGACGCGGCGGUGGGCUCGGUCAUCAUGAGCCUGAGCCCCGCGCGCUUCCCGGCGGCCACGUUCGAGCUGCUUCUACAGGAAGAGGCGGACCGGGACCCGCCGGUGGCAGUGAACCGGGACAGCGGGGAGCUGGUGAUCUCCCGGAGCCUGGACCGCGAGACCGAGCCGCUGGUGGAGGUGACGGUCAGAGUGCAGGAUAAGAGGGGUCCAGACUGGUACCUGGUGAGGGUGGAGCUAACCGUGCUGGAUGUAAAUGAUAACGCUCCUGAAUGGACCAUGGUACCCUUACCGUACCUGGCUGUGGUUUCUCCCAGUUCUCCCGCCAGUACACUGGUCUACAAGCUUCAGGCUAGAGAUGGAGAUGAAGGAAUUAAUGGAGAGGUGGAGUACUUCUUAUCAGAUGGAGGGGACGGCCGGUUCGACGUGGACAGGAAGACGGGUCACGUGAGGACCACCGGGCUGCCGCUGCAGAGGGACCGCGAGUAUCUGCUGAGCGUGGUCGCCGCCGACCGGCUGGGCAGCCGAAGCCCCCCGGCUGUUGUGUCUGUGGUGGCCGGACCCCGAGCGCCGCAGUUUACCAACGCCUCUUACACAAUCUCCAUCCCCGAAAACACACCGGAGGGACAAGCCUUCAUGGUGACUCCAGCCCUGUCCUUCCAGAAGCAGCCGAUCAGCUACAGCCUGCUGAUCAAUCCCAGCAGCCUGUUCAGCAUCCAGCAGGAGACGGGCGAGAUCAGCCUGACCCGCGACAUCGACUACGAGACGGACCAGCACCGCUACCUGCUGCUGGUGAGAGCCAGCGAGAGCAAGGACAGCCUCAGCAGCGCCGCCGAGGUACGUGUGAUCAUCACAGAUGAGAACGACUGUGUUCCAGAGUUCCUGCAGUCAAUUUACAGCAAAGACGGCGUCCCUGAGACAGUCACAACAGCAACGUCUCUUCUACAAGUUUCGGCCAGCGACUGUGAUUCGGAGCAGAAUGCUGAUAUCACCUACUACACCCUGAGCUCCGACUUCAUCAUCUCCCCUCACGGCACCAUCUUCCCCGCCGGCCCGCUGGACUACGAGCGACCCAAUCACCUGUAUGAAUUCGUGGUGAUGGCGGUGGAUAAGGGUGAGGUUCCCCGCACCGGCACCGCCACGGUACGCCUGCGGAUGGCCAACGUUAACGACGAGCCGCCGGAGUUCUCCCAGCCUGUGUAUCGUACGUUUGUGUCGGAAGACGCUGGACCCAAUACCCUGGUGGCGACGGUUUUGGCCAAAGACCCGGAUGGAGACGGGAUCACGUACAAGAUCUCCUCAGGAAAUGAAGAAGGCAACUUCGUGAUUGACAGUCAGAAAGGCCUGAUCCGCCUUCGCUCCAGCCCUCCGCCCAAACUGCAGGGAGUUGAGUACGUCCUGAACGUCACCGCCACCGACGACAACGCCUCCGGCGGACCCCAGUCUCUCUCGACCACGGCUCAGGUCAUCGUAGGAGUGGACGACGUCAACAACAACAAGCCCAUCUUUGAGAAGUGUCAUCAGUAUAAGGAGAGAGCGUCUGUGGCGGAGAAUAAGCCGGCGGGGACGUUCGUGCUGCAGGUUCACGCAGUCGACGCAGAUGAAGGAGCCAAUGGGAAAGUGACGUACGGCUUCAUGCAUAAAGACAGCACGGUCCCGGCCUUCAACAUCGAUCCUGAAACAGGUGCGAUCGUGACGGCGAGGAAGUUUGACCGUGAGCGUCAGAGGGAGUACGCGGUGACGGUAACAGCGACAGAUCAGGCCGCCGACCCGCUAAUCGGCAUCUGCCAGCUCAACAUCCUCAUACUGGACGAGAACGACAACAGUCCCAAAUUUGAGAAUCUGCGCUACGAGUACUUCUUGCGGGAGGACACUAUGAUUGGCACCAGUUUCCUGCGAGUGGCUGCGCAUGAUGAUGACUACAGCACCAACGCUGCCAUCACUUACUCCAUGUCUAAAGAGCAGCCCGAGUACCUGCGGGUCAACCCGGUAACCGGCUGGGUCUACGUCAACCAGCCCAUUUCACAGAGGGCCUACAUCACCAGGGAGAUCAUCGCCACGGACGGAGGCAACCAGAGCAGUUCCGUGGAACUGUCCGUCACAAUCACCAACGUGAAGAACCAGCCGCCGCAGUGGGAGAAGGACAGCUACGAGGUGGUCAUCCCGGAGAACACCGUCAGAGAUACGCCAGUGGUGACGGUAAAAGCCACGUCUCCGCUGGGUGACCCCCGGGUGACCUAUAACCUGGAGGAUGGCAUGGUGCCGGAGACCAACAUGCCGGUCCGGUUCUACCUGAAGCCGAACCGAGAGGACGGGUCCGCCUCCAUCCUGGUGGCCGAGCCGCUGGACUACGAGACCACCCGCAACUUCCUGCUGAGGGUCCGAGCUCAGAACGUCGCCGCCGUGCCUUUAGGAGCUUUCACCACUGUCUACGUCAACCUCACAGACGUGAAUGACAACGUUCCCUUCUUCACCUCAUCCAUUUAUGAAGCUUCGGUGACUGAGGGGGCGGAGAUCGGGACCCUCGUUCUGCAGGUGUCAGCCAAUGACCUGGACCUGGGUUUAAAUGGAAAGAUCUCCUACUCGUUGCUGAACGACCGCAGUGGAGACUACCAGUACUUCCGGAUUGAUCCUGAACUCGGCUCCAUAUACACUGAAGCCGUGUUCGACCGGGAGACCAAGGGCUCGUACCUGCUGGAGGUGAAAUCCACGGACAGCUGGGAGUCCGCCAGACCCGGCCGACACGGCCAGCCCAACUCAGACACGGCGUACGUGAGGAUUUUCAUCAGCGACGUCAACGAUAACAAGCCGGUCUUCUCCCAGACGCUGUAUGAAGUCGACGUGGAUGAAGACGCAGACGUGGGCUCCACCAUCCUCACCGUCAGCGCUAACGAUGAAGACGAAGGUGCUAACGCUAAGCUACGCUACCAGAUCACGUCGGGGAACACCGGGGGCGUGUUUGACGUGGAGCCGGAGGUGGGCACCAUCUUCAUCGCCCAGCCGCUGGACUACGAGCAGACCAAGCGCUACAAGCUGCACAUCCUGGCCUCGGACGGGAAGUGGGAGGACUACACGGCCGUGGUGGUGAACGUGGUGAAUAAGAACGAUGAGGCGCCCGUGUUCUCAGUGAACGAGUACUACGGCAGCGUGACGGAGGAGCUGGACGGGUCUCCGGUGUUCGUGCUGCAGGUAACAGCCACUGACCCAGAUAAGGAUGCUGACCAAGAGGCUCUUCGGUACUCUCUGCACGGUCAGGGAGCCGAGAGCGAGUUCAUCAUCGACGAGGUGACGGGGAAAAUCUACGCCCAGAGGACUCUGGACAGGGAGGCCCGAGCUGUGUGGCGAUUCGUGGUCUUGGCGACGGACGAGGGCGGCGAGGGGCUGACCGGAUUUACAGACGUCAUCAUAAGUGUUUGGGACAUCAACGACAACGCCCCUAUCUUCGCCUGUGCGCCGGACAGCUGCCACAGCGAAGUGGCGGAGAAUUCGGCUUCUGGCACGUCCGUUAUGGAGAUGACCGCCACUGACUUGGAUGACGCAGCUGUCGGACAAAACGCUGUGCUUGCGUAUCGAGUUCUGAGUAAUCUUGCCCUCAACGGAGGCAACAAUGGAGCGGAGAUGUUUACCAUCAACCCAGCCACUGGGACCGUUUCCGUAGCCAUGUCUGGACUGGACAGGGAGCACAUCGAGUCGUACGUCUUGGUCGUGGAGGCCAGGGAUGGCGGAGGCAUGUCUGGAACGGCGACCGCCACCAUUCACGUCAAGGACGUUAACGACCAUGCCCCUCGUUUCUUGGACCGCUCUUGUUCGGCGAGGAUUCCAGAAAGCAGUGAGCAGAACGCCGCCGUUCUGGAGCUCGCCGCUGAGGACGCCGACGCUGGAGAGAACGGUCAGCUUACUUUUAGCAUAGUGGCUGGAGAUCCUGAGCAGAAGUUCUACAUGGUGAGCCACCGGCAAGAGCAGCGAGGAACCUUGCGCCUGAAGAAGCGACUGGAUUACGAAAAGCCAGGAGAGCAGAGUUUCAACUUGACCAUUAAAGUCGAGGACCUGGACUAUUCCAGCUUGCUGCACUGUACUCUAGAGAUUAAAGACUGCAAUGACCAUGCUCCAGUCUUUAUUCCACACUUCCUGCAACUUCCAGCUCUCCGAGAGGACAUCCCGGUUGGCACUAGUGUGGCUAUGGUGGUUGCAAGUGAUUCGGAUUCAGGGUUAAACCGAGAGAUUACCUACACCAUCGCUCCUGAAUCAGAUCCUUUUGACUUGUUCUUGGUGGACCAGAGUGGACUGGUCACUGUAGCAGGUCAACUAGACCGAGAACAAGCUUCCCAGCAUCAUCUGGUCGUUCUUGCGACCGAUCACGGAUCUCCACCGCUUACCGGCACCGCCACCAUCCAGUUGUCCUUGUUGGACGUCAACGACAAUGGGCCGGAAUUCGAGUCUACCUACUCGCCCGUGGUUUGGGAGAAUGUUGCUGGUCCUCAGGUGGUCCGGCUCAACGCGAGCUCCACGUUGCUCAGAGUUAUCGAUCGAGAUUCGGUGGAGAACGGAUCGCCGUUCUCUUUCUCCGUCCCUCCGGAGUACCGUUACAGCAAUGACUUUCACCUGCAGGAUAACGAAAACGACACAGCCACUGUCACAGCCCUCAGGGCCUUCGAUCGGGAGCGGCAGAAGCAGUUCCUACUGCCCGUUAUCAUGACUGACAGCGGAAAGCCACCCAAAACGGUCACCAGCACGCUCACCAUCACUAUAGGCGACAAGAACGACCACGCUCAUCUUCCCGGAGAGAAGAAGAUCUACAUCAACAGUCACAGAGGUCGGAUGCCGACGACGGUUUUGGGGAAGGUCUACGCUCCUGAUCCGGACGACUGGGACAACAAAACAUACGCCUUCGAAGGACAUGUUCCCAACUACUUCAUCCUGAACAAGAGAACGGGUUUCCUGGUGAUAAAAGAGAACGCUCCCCCCGGGAUGUACGAGUUUCAGGUGCGAGUGUCGGAUGAAGAGUGGCCAGAUGCCGUCUCCACUGUGAUUGUCCGGGUGCGAGAGUUACGGGAUGACAUCAUCUAUAACUCCGCCUCUCUUCGCAUCGCAGAUAUCACUGCUAAAGAGUUCAUGGAGCGGCGAGGAGGUUUACGCAGCAGAUACGAGCUGCUGGGAGACUUCCUGUCUGAGAUGCUGUCCGUCGGCCCGGACGAUAUCAACAUCUUCAGCCUGGUGGAAGUGCGGGAGAGGACCGUGGACGUGCGGUUUUCCGUACACAGCGCCCUCUUCCUGCGGGCUGAGAGAAUACACGGGUACCUCGCCGCUCAUAAGCAGAAGCUCCAGUCGUUCCUGCAGGUGAACGUAACACAGGUGCACGUGGAUGAGUGUGCAGCUGCAGACUGCGGGGGAGGCGGCGGCUGCUCGACUCGGCUGAGUGUGAGUGACCGGCCCACCGUGGUGGACUCCGGCAGCAUGGCCUUGGUGUCGGUGACCCUGGAAGCCGCCGCUGUGUGCAGCUGCUCCGCCCGGGAACACCUGCACCAGGGCUGCUCCACCUACCCCUGGAACCCCUGUCACAACGGAGGAGUGUGUGUGGACACCCAGAGCGGAUACAGAUGUCAGUGCCCGGCGCAGUUCGAGGGACCCGAAUGCCAACAGACCAAGCACAGUUUCCAUGGCAACGGAUAUGCUUGGUUUCCCCCAAUAAGGCCGUGUUUUGAGAGCCACCUCUCGCUGGAGUUCAUCACGGAGGUGGCAGAUGGCCUGCUGCUCUACAGUGGACCCCUGGCCCAGCUGCAGCCCUGGGAGCCCGAGGACUUCAUGGCUAUAGAGCUGAUCGAUGGUACUCCCACCCUGAAGAUAAACCACGGCUCAGGCACUCUGGUCCUGCAGUUGCCCGGCAACGUGAAUGUGGCGGACAGACGGUGGCACAGACUGGACGUCAGGAGCAACAGCAAGGACGUACGCUUCACUCUGGAUCGCUGUGCCGGAGCCACGGUUAUGGAGAUGGAGGGGGUGGGGAGCUGGCUGACCACUGAGGACCACACGUCCUGCGAGGUGACCGGCGUCACACCAAAUCUGGACAGGCAUCUGAAUGUAACCCAGGUGCUCCAGCUGGGCGGAGUCAAUGAAAACCUGCCGUAUAUUUACCCCCAACUCCAGCACAAGCACUUCACCGGCUGCAUCCGCAACCUCGUCGUCGACAGUAAGCUGUACGAUCUGGGCUCUCCGGCCGAUGCCUCCGGCAGCAGCCCCGGCUGCCUGAUGACCGACAGCAGCUGCGUGAACAUGGGCUUCCCUUCCUGCGGCACCAGGGGGCGCUGCCACGGCGAGUGGGGCUCCUUCAGCUGCCAGUGCAUCGCCGGGUACAGCGGGCAUCAGUGCGAACAAGAGGUUCCGGAGUAUUCUUUCGAUGGGCGGAGUCACGUGCAUUACCAGAUCUCCGGCCCACUCCCACCCAGACACAUGCAGGUUCAGGUUCUGAUCCGAACCCGCAAACACAGCAGCUCCAUCCUCAGCCUGCUGUCCUCACAACAGAGCGAAUACCUCAGACUGGAGAUAUUUCAGGGUUUGUUAGCUGUGUUCUACAACCUCGGUGACGGAGACUUUAACCUCACCAUCCCCUCCCACCGCCUGGACAACGGCGAAUGGCACGAACUCUACCUGGAUCGACACGACAAUGAGAUGACCCUGCGGGUGGACGGAGGCGGCGGCCGGCGGGAGGUCACGGGGUCGCCGGGGCGGAGUCGUGAGAUCGUCAUCGACCCUGCCAUGGUCAUACUGGGAAGCUCUUUCCCUAUUGCUCACAACAAGAGCUUUCAGGGCUGUAUGAGGGAUCUGAGGCUGAACGGACGCUACGUGCCAUUGGGCAGUCAGUCUAAAGAGGGCGUGUCUGUGGUCAGCUCUCAGGGUGUUACUCUGGGCUGCUCCUCAGACUCCUGCAGGAGAAACAAGUGCACACCUCCGUUCACCUGCGUCGACCUGUGGAGGAUUCAUGAGUGCAGGUGUCCCCCGGGUCACAUGGUCAAGGCCAACGCCACGGGCAAGUUCUGCGUGUACACGCUGUGUGCCAGCCGCCCCUGCCACCGUGGCACCUGCGUGGCCCAGUCGCCCUCCAAAUUCACCUGCCACUGCCCGGAGGGCUACCGUGGGCGGCACUGCGAGGUCACGCUGGCCAUCUACCGCGACGACGUGGGCCUCAGCUUCAGCUCGCUCUUCGCCAUAUGCAUCUGCUUCAUGGCUCUGCUAGUCCUGCUGUUGGGGAUCUUCCUGUACACCCGCUGGCGGAGCUACAAGGGGCUGAAGGAAGGGGUUUACCACGUAUCUGCUCACCACGACGGCUGGGAGGACAUCCGAGAGAACGUCCUCAACUACGACGAAGAAGGAGGUGGAGAGGAGGACCAGAACGCUUACGACAUGGCAGAACUCCAGAAGUCCCUUCAGCCCAGCCCAGCACAGUCCGUGCAGUACGGCCGAUCGCGAGCCCUCCACCACCACCCUCCAACCCAGCAGCAGCAACAGCAGCACCACCAUCAUCAUCUACACCAGUCCGACCCUCCGUCUCGGGCUCUGACUGCCACCAGCACUUCUUCCAUGUCCUCGAACACUACGACUACCACUACCCUUCGCCGAGACGUCCCCCCGACACGGACCCCAGCACAGGGUCAGUGCGCCGGUAGUACUGGUACUGCAGGUCGGGCUUCCCAGCUUUCCCGCAAGAGCCUGUCCUUCUCCAGCCAAGAUCUCGCACGGUACCUGUGCGAGAUCAUCCGAGACGCCGACCAGCACCCGGAGACGGCGCCCUUCGAUUCCUUGCAGGUUUUCUCCACGGAAGGUGGAGGGUCGCUCGCCGGCUCGCUGAGCUCCUUCAGCUCGUCCGGCCUCGAGGACAGCACCACCACAAGCAGCCAUGACUGCCUGAAAGAGUGGGGGCCACGUUUCGAGAAGCUAAAAGCACUUUACGAGAGGGCCGAGGCUAGCGACCUCUAAAGGAAGGGAGGGGCAGCUGCCUCUCCACAGCAGAACAGAUGGACGAAUCCUUGAAGGAAUACUUCAAAAACUUCAAUGUCAAGGAUGGACCUGGAGUCUAAAGGGACUUUUAAAGAAACUGAACGAGGUCUGCUUUGCUUUGCUUUCUUGUCCUUGUCUGGGAUUGUGAAUCUUUACAAAAUGUUUUUCCUCAAGGACUGAAGGAUACAGAGACGAGCUGGCAUGACCGGCGACUAUCAAAUGAGCUGCAAAUGGUACAUUUUGACGUGGCGGUCAAAAGGAAACGAGAGCAUAUGUACACGACGACGACACUUGUUCUGGAUCCUGUGAGGGGGGGGAAUAAAAAAGCAGAAGCAGAUUCACAGCAGUGAUUCGCAGCACUUAUUAUGGAUGGCAGUGAUGGGAAUGGAAGACUACUUUUAUUAGCUUGUUGAAUUACAACAUUGCGGGAGGACCUUUCCUGAUGAUAUGCUUUUCUGGUAUGUCUGUAUUCUGUCUGUAAGAGGAGGUAGAACCUCUGGAUGUGUUUUUUUUUUUUUUUAUGGAAAGGGCAGGAUUAUUCGUUGCCCUUCGCUGGUUUGCUUUUCUUAGUCUCUUACCUUUGCUAUACCUGUUCUGUUCCCAGUGGCCCAGUGUGUUCAUCAUCAGCUGAUUUUCUUUCUUUUUUAUUCACACCAAUUCCCUCAUAAAUUCUCCCCUCCCUUCACACGGACGAAGGAGAGACGGUGAAAAAAGAAGGAGGACGUGUAAGAAGCACUAAAAGAAAACGAGGCAGAGAGCGGCCUUAUUGUUCAGCCCUUUCUGAGACCUUCCUUGGGAAUACAAAUCGUGUCCCUUUCUCCCCCCACACUUUCCAGCCAAAAAAAGGAGACAGACCUGUUGGAAUACAAAUGUGUCUGGGACACACGAGGCAGAAGGCCAAGGUGGAGCAAUUUGAAGGACUCUAAUGCUAUAUAGAGGUUUGCUUUCUGCAACGGAGCAUCGUGGAGAGGCUCGUCGCAGAACUUUUGAGCUUCUGAAAUCGACGUUGAAUGACGGCAUGAGUUCAAGACCCUUAAAACACCCUUAAACUAAGGUCAGAAAGUUUACGAAGAGUCUCAGACUUGAGUACUGCAGUUGUAGGCCAGUGGUGGCCAAACAAAGUUAUGGGUUCGGUACCCAUUGAAAUCAGCGUCACAAAUAAGAAAGAACACCUUUGUCUGUGCAUGCGGGAUCCCGUCGACAUCCCAUCAGGUUCCCAUAGAGAUCCUAUCACCAGGUUAUUGAGCAGUGGUAAGCGGUGGCUUCGGUCUAGGAGCUGAACUCUGCAGUAGGAGCUUUAGUGAAGAGGUUCCACUCUAUUUGGCUCCCUUUAGAGAGCAUUAUGUCCUUAACAAAACCCGCUUACCCUACCGCAGAGCGUCACGGCAUCUCUUCUCCUGCCAAAAAAAGAGGGAAGCAGGAAUUUGAAAGCAAGCAUUUCCCCCUACAAUCGUAUUACAUGCCCCUGCCGAGAAACCUGAUGAACCUCGGCGGUGAGUUGAAUCCAGGCCAGAACUUGCGGAAGAAGUCAGUCUACUUCCUCCAGAAGUAGAAGUGAACGCCCAGGUCCCUGUUGCAUUGCCCUUGAUGCUAAAGCUUCCCAAUAUGUCCAUGUCUAACACAUGGCCAAUAAAGAUGUGGUUCUCGCAUCUUUUUCCUUAAGUUCAUUCCCUCUUCUCCAAUGCCUCAAAUGAAAAUCAGAAAAAACAGUCAUGCGUCCUCCCAUUUAGUAUUCCAUUCAGAGGUAGUGUUUUGUUUGUGCACCUUCCUCGUUCUUCUUCAUCGCUUCAGUUUUUUUUUUCUGUAGCACGGCGCUGUUUGUGGAGCGUGACAGUCCAGCUGUGGAGAGUAGGAGUGAGCUAAAAGACAUCAGAGAGCUAAUCCUAAUGUGAACUGAUUGCUCGCUGUCAUGCUGUGAACCAAAGGAUCAUGGGAGUUGGAGAAGUCGACAGAAGAGUCGUCACUCUUAUUACCGAUCUCAAAAGUGCCAAUUUUUCCAAAGGCAGCGACACGAGUACAAAAAAUAAGCUUUUUCAAAGUCGAGGCUAGGAAUCGGUACUGCUAGCGCUGUGCUCGCUGUGCUCACUAUUUCAUGCACAAGAUAAAGGAACCCACAGGAUAAAGGAUUGUGAUUUUUUUUUUACCGAUUCAUCUCCGGUAACGCGAUUGAAGAGGAUGAACUCUUAGAAAUAAGAGCUUCUGAGGGGAAAAUAAUAAUAAUGGUCAAUGAAGGACAACAAAGGGUCUGUGAUGAAUUGCCAGGAUUGAUCUGAGACCAGUGCAGCCUGGUGAUUUAAAGAAUCAAAAUAAAAAAUUUAAUAAAAUAAAAAAAUUCAAAAGUUCACUUUUGAUUUGUGUGAAAAAAAGAGUAUAUAGUAACUGCAUAUUGUGAUAUAUAUUGUUUUUACCUCAUUUGUACAUACCGGACAGGAGUUAUUAUAAUAAUUAUUGCUUUUUAAAGAAAUAUCCGUUCCUGUUUUUAUUUAAUUUUUUUCCUUUUUUUUUUUUGAGAACUCAUAACUACGAUAUGAGUGAGAGAUAUCGCAAAAAAGAGCGAAGAGCAAAAAGACUCGUCUGCUUCCACUGUUGAACGUGAGCUUUUAACCCCCACCCCCUUUUUCUUUCUUUCUUUCCUUUAUUUUAAUUUUUUUCGUUUGUCACAUCUUUCUUUCGCUAGGUGAAAAUAUCUUGCUGUUUUGUAUUUGCAUCAUUUGACAUGUUUGCUUAUUUUCUUUCUCAAUGAAUAAAAGUUAUUUACUACUA
Molecule: messenger RNA, 11796 nt
Organism: Astyanax mexicanus (Mexican tetra)
Lineage: Eukaryota; Metazoa; Chordata; Actinopteri; Characiformes; Acestrorhamphidae
Product: neural-cadherin
Exons: 33
Coding region: 262-9012 (2916 amino acids)
Biological process (GO): homophilic cell-cell adhesion
Cellular component (GO): cell-cell junction; plasma membrane
Molecular function (GO): calcium ion binding
Source: RefSeq, a predicted model, not a curated record